GACAAUACUCUGUCAAAUUCUAUAAAGGAACAGCAUGGAAACUGGCAUCCUGAAUUGUUAAUGGGGUCAUGGCAUUCACAUUAUCAUCGAUCACUUGUGUGUAUUUAACCAGUGAGGAGCAACAGAAUCUGAACGGAAGGUAUCAAGAGUUAUUAUUGAAGGUCAUCAAAACCUUUUCUUUCAAUCUCUGAGAAUGUCUGAGCAAGAUAAACUAGAAGCUGGAAAUGAGCUAGACUUGUCUCUCGCUCAACCAGAAAAAGAAGAAUAUGGCAAAUCAGACCAGUUACGAAGUGUUAACCAGAACCAGCAGAAAAAGAGAUCCAAGUCAGGAGGAAAGGGGAAACUGGUACGAAGCCUUGCUGUUUGUGAAGAAUCAUCUCCUUGUCUUGAACCAGACACUGACAAUCAGGAAUCAAUACAGCUACAGCUUUCAAGUUUCCCCAACCUACGAGAAGAGGAUAAAUCUAGUAAAGAUGACUCUGAGAAAGAAAAAGAGAAGGAUAAAAACAAAGAAAAAAAUAGAAACAGUGAAAAAACCAAGAUAAGCAUGUUAUCAAAAGACUGCAGCCAAGAAUAUACAUAUACAACAGGCAUAGAUUUGCAUGAAUUUCUUUUUAACACAUUAAAGAAUAACCCCCGGAAUAGAAUGAUAUUAUUAAAAAUGGAGCAGGAAAUCAUUGAUUUUAUUAGUGAAGAGAGUUCCCCCAGAUGUCAUCGUAUCAGCCAAUGCUGGUGCACAGAGGGGUGGCUAACUUUGGCAUGGAUCACAAUUUGGAUCAGACUGGGAAAUCUGUAAUUAUCAACAAGACCAGCAACAUGAGAAUGUAAGUGCUACCCUUCUUUGCU
This is a messenger RNA of Thamnophis sirtalis, 846 nucleotides long. The record is from RefSeq and is a predicted model, not a curated record. NCBI's taxonomy places the organism in Eukaryota, Metazoa, Chordata, Lepidosauria, Squamata, Natricidae.